This is a messenger RNA of Tinamus guttatus (white-throated tinamou), 372 nucleotides long. NCBI's taxonomy places the organism in Eukaryota, Metazoa, Chordata, Aves, Tinamiformes, Tinamidae. The record is from RefSeq and is a predicted model, not a curated record.
AUGAGGAGACUCCAGGGCACAGGGAGCUCGGGGCGAGGUGUCACACCUCUGCUUCCAAGCAUACUGCAGCAGCCAGUGAGGACUCUCACGUAUUGUAGCUUGCGGAAGGGGAAGAGGAAAACGGUGAAAGCCGUGAUCGAUCGGUUCCUCCGGCUGCACAAUGGUCUUUGGGUAAGGAGACGGGCUGGUUACAAGAAAAAACUGUGGAAAAAAUCAGCUGCCCAGAGAAAGCGCUUGAGGGAGCUGGCGCUGUGCAACAGAACUCAGUGCAAACUCCUGGAUAAAAUGACCACCUCUUUUUGGAAGAGAAGAAACUGGUACGUUGACGAUCCCUAUCAGAAGUACCACAACCGCACGAACCUGCGUGUGUAG